Monoraphidium neglectum is the source of this 792-nucleotide messenger RNA. RefSeq names its product ATP-binding cassette, sub-family F, member 2. Gene Ontology annotation, molecular function: ATP binding; ATP hydrolysis activity. The record is from RefSeq and is a predicted model, not a curated record. Bases 1 to 792 code for a protein of 263 amino acids. Lineage: Eukaryota; Viridiplantae; Chlorophyta; Chlorophyceae; Sphaeropleales; Selenastraceae. The transcript has 7 exons.
AUGGCUCCCAAGGAAGAGGAGGUGCCUGUGUUCAUGCAGGGCAAGAGCAAGCUGGAACUGAAGGCCGAGAAGGCGGCCGCCAAGGCGGCGCGCAAGGCUCAGAAGGAGCCCAAGGCAGGAAAGGACCAGAACGGCGGCCUGCCCCACAGCAUGAGCGAGAUGAGCCUGGCCAGCAACGCCACGGAUGCCACUUUCUCCAUGCGCACGGUCACGGGCGUGCUCGCGUCGCGGCCGACAGCAAGGGACAUCAAGAUUGCGGGCUUCACCAUGGGCCUCAACGGCGUGGAGCUCAUCAAGGAGUGCUCCAUCGAGCUCACCAUCGGGCGGCGGUACGGCCUCAUCGGGCAGAACGGCAGCGGCAAGACCAACUUCCUGCAGUGCAUCGCAAACCGGGAGGUGCCCAUCCCCGACCACCUGGACAUCUACCACCUGCACCAGGAGGCUGAGCCCAGCGACAUGACCGCGCUGGAGGCCGUGAUCGACCACAUCAAGAAGGAGCUCGCUAACCUGCAAAAGCAGGAGGAGACGAUCCUGGAGACGGUGGGCCCCGAGGACGAGCGGCUGGAGCAGAUCUACGAGCGCAUAGAGGAGCUCGACCCCGCCACGUUCGAGGCGCGUGCGGCGGAGCUGCUUCACGGCCUGGGCUUCAGCCGUGCCAUGAUGGACCGCAAGACCAAGGACAUGAGCGGCGGCUGGCGCAUGCGCGUCGCGCUCGCGAGGGCGCUGUUUGCGUCCCCCACUCUGCUGCUGCUGGCCCCAUCACUCGUCGCAGGGCUGCGGCGCCGCAUGUAG